CGCGGCAAAGAGGCGGGGCGCGGGAAAAGAGGCGGGGCGGGGGCAGAGAGGUGACGGAGGCGGGAGGUACCCGCCCCUGUGGACCACGGCCUUGGCAGAGAGUUACCGCCCCUGGGGAGGUUGGCGGUGGCUGAGGCAAGGGCAGGCGACCCGCCGUAAAAGAGGCACAGAAGACGUACUCUUGGAAGACAAAGGUGUCUAUGAAACUAUGGAUGGUACAAGAACUUCACUUGAUGUUGAAGAGUACCCCAAUACUGAGGUACAGAAAAACCAAGUACUAACUCUGGAAGAAUGGCAAGACAAGUGGGUGAACCACAACACUGCUUUUCAUCAGGAACAAGGACAUCAGCUACUAAAGAAGCAUUUAGAUACUUUUCUUAAAGGCAAGAGUGGACUGAGAGUAUUUUUUCCUCUCUGCGGAAAAGCAGUUGAGAUGAAAUGGUUUGCAGACCGGGGACACAGUGUAAUUGGUGUGGAAAUCAGUGAACUGGCGAUACGAGAAUUUUUUACAGAGCAGAAUCUUUCUUACUCAGAAGAACCAAUCACCGAAAUUCCUGGAGCCAAAGUAUUUAAGAGUUCUUCGGGGAACAUUUCAUUGUACUGUUGCAGCAUUUUUGAUCUUCCCAGGACAAAUAUUGGCAAAUUUGACAGGAUAUGGGACAGAGGAGCAUUAGUUGCCAUUAAUCCAGGUGAUCGCAAAUGCUAUGCAGAGAUAAUGUCAUUCCUCCUGGGAAAGAAGUUUCAGUAUCUCAUGUGUGUUCUUUCUUAUGAUCCAACUAAACAUCCAGGUCCACCAUUUUAUGUUCCACAAGCUGAAAUUGAAAGGUUGUUUGGUAAAAUAUGCAAUAUACAUUGUCUUGAGAAGGUUGAUGCUUUUGAAGAACGACAUAGAAGCUGGGGAAUUGACUAUCUUUUUGAAAAGUUAUAUCUACUUACAGAAAAGUAAAUGAGACAUAAAUAGAAUGAAAUCACAUGGAUGUGUUUUUGAGGAACUGAAAAUUAUGCUAAGGCCUGAAAAUGUGAUGGAUACAUUUUUUAAUUGUUUAUAAAUCAUAUGAUAGAUUUUUACUAAAAAUGGCAUACAACUUUUCAGGAGAAAAAGAUGUAAAUUAAAGUAGCUCAUUUGGUGAGUAGAUUAUGGUAUGAAAGAUUAUAGCUGUGUGUCCUAAAGACUGCAAGAUUUUUUACCAAUCAGCAUGUGUUACCUGUAUAAUUAAAAAAAUUUUAAUGCAAUGCAUGUUAAAUAUAAUACACAUAGAAAAACUGACAUUCUUUAUGAAAUUUAGAAUUGUUGAAGAAAGAUAACACUUCCAUAGGGUUCAAGGUGGUCCCAAGAGUUAUAUAAAAGAUUAGCUUUUACUAUAAACCCUUGUCUUUUACUCAAAUCCUAGCAUCCCUUUUCACAUGGUUUCUCCAUAUAUAACAGAAUCAAGAAACAAAUUUUAAUAAACAACCUGUACCACAAAUAAUCAAGAAACAAAUAAAUUUUAAUUAAACAAUCUAUAUGGAGCAAAACAUUCUCAAAUUCUAAGAAUACAUUUUUCUUUAAGUUUUUUCUGAGUUUGGCAGUUGUUGUUUCUUAUAAUUUAACCUGUUUAAAUGAUCAGGUCUUAUAAAGUAUAAUGUACUUAGAGCUGGAUUCAUGCCUGUUUAUUAUGAAAGUUUAGAUUCAGAAUUUCCCAGUUUUUCAUUAACAAUCACAUUUUGUUAAAUCAGACAGCCCUCUAUAACUCUGUAUUACCCAACAGCUAAAUGGUUUAGAUUAUUUAGUUCAUGUUAAUAGGAUGGUUGUGUAUUAUAAAAAAUGAGUUACAUGUGUGUGUGUGUGUGUGUGUGCACACGCACGCAUGCACAUGUGCUGGCUUAAAGCUUGUUAAUGGGGAGGUUUGGGUACCCCUUCAACAUGGGUGAAAGCCGUGGUGCUCUCCCUAGAGAUCUGUCUUGUCAACCUCUCUUGUUCCUCUUGGCCUCUACCCUAGAAGCUCUCUGCCAUUGAUGUAGCCUAAUAGAUUUUUAAGGCUAUUAAUUUGAAGCAACUCCUUGCUCACAAUGAUUCUUGCUUCUCGGACCUGCACCCAGUCUGUAGUAUGGGCUUCCAGAAGCCAUGACUCCCCAACUCUGCCUGUGUCACCAGUUGAAUGGACAACUGACCCGAGUUGGACCAACACAGUUGUCUCCAGAGACUUUUGAUUUUUGUUUUUUUAUAUAGACAGGGUCUCGCUUUGUUGCCCAGGCUGAUGUCGAACUCCUGGCCUCAAGCAGUCCUCCUGCCUUGGCCACCCAAGUGCUGGGAUUACAGGGGUGAGCCAUUGCACUGGCCCUCUUCAUAGACUUUUGGACUUGGGACUAGAAAGGCAAGUUGACUGCUGACUGGGGGAUCUGUAAUGUGUACGCCUGGAAGUUGUGGGGCAGCCACAUUCCAUCACGUGGAUCUGAGAAACAGAAUGCUGAUCUGCAGAAAGAGAUGAGAACCAGAGAGGCCACCUGUGUUCCAGGUCCAUUUUCAUCUUUCCUCAAGCCCAGCCACACAGGGUGGGGAGGAACACCCUGUGUCCAUGGGAUAGAGUCUUCUCUUAUACUUAUGCCCAGAGAAUCUUAAAUAAUCAAAUGAGAUAUCCUUAUGUAGUUGAUCUUUUAUGUAAUAUGUGUCUUCAUUGGGGAAUACUGAGUUCUUAAACUCUCAAGAUGGAAGAUAUACCACAUAUAAAUUAUUUUAGAGCAAUUGAUCUUCAGGAUUUUCCAAAAA
Molecule: messenger RNA, 2746 nt
Organism: Callithrix jacchus (white-tufted-ear marmoset)
Lineage: Eukaryota; Metazoa; Chordata; Mammalia; Primates; Cebidae
Gene: TPMT
Product: thiopurine S-methyltransferase
Molecular function (GO): thiopurine S-methyltransferase activity
Source: RefSeq, a predicted model, not a curated record